AUGCCUUUAAAGUAUAAAAGGAAAAAAAGAUGUCUAAAAUAAGAACUCAACAUUCCUAUCCUACCGUGCAGAGGCUGUCUGUCAAAACCAAUGAUGAGGAUGACAUAGAACGACUUGAGAAUGGCAACAGCAGAGCUCACUCGUUGUGUGAGGACACAUCCUCGGAACUACGACAAGUGAUUUCUAUGGAGGUGAAAGGAAGCUCUGAGUCCCGUAGGAGUUCGUACACAGGCACGGGAGCGUUGGCUAGGGUAUCUAGAUUUGUUGUUUCUCUGAGAACCUGGGCAACAAGGCAUUUACAUCAUGAAGAUCAAAGACCAGACUCAUUUCUUGAAAGAUUUCGAGGGCCUGAGCUGAAGGAGGUGUCCAGCAGAGAAAGUAACAAUCAAUCUGGAUUGGGUAACCCGGAAAGGUCAGGCAGAGCAAAAAGCGUUUGGCCUGUGGCAAAUUUCAAUGUCAACAACUCUAACAAUACCAAGGAUAACAAAAAAAAAACAAAAAAAAAAAAAAAACUUCAAAAGAAAGAAAAAAGGGCUAAAGACAUGGAUAAUGAUAAGAAAGAUGAAAAAAAGGAAGACAAAAAAGAUGAGAAGAAAGAGGACACAAAGAAAGAAGAGAAGAAGAAGGAAGUGAUGGUCAUUGACCCUGCAAGUGACUUGUACUACCGAUGGUUGGCCAUUAUAACAGUGCCUGUCCUGUACAACUGGUGUUUUCUUAUUUGCAGAUCCUGUUUUGAUGAACUUCAAACAAAGCAUGGUUACCUGUGGUUAUGCCUGGACUGUGCAGCAGAUGUCAUCUAUGUACUAGACACUGUUGUGAGAUUUAGAACAGGUUUUCUGGAGCAAGGCUUAUUGGUGAAGGACGCAGAGAAGUUAAAACACAAUUAUACAAAGACCCUGCAAUUUAAGCUUGAUGCACUAUCUCUAAUACCAACAGAUUUGAUGUACAUUAAACUGGGACUUAACUAUCCUGAAAUGAGAUUUAACCGUCUAUUAAGAUUUGCUCGAAUGUUUGAGUUUUUUGACCGAACAGAAACCAGAACAAACUACCCUAAUAUGUUCCGAAUAGGCAACCUUGUGUUGUACAUUCUUAUUAUAAUUCAUUGGAAUGGAUGCAUUUACUUUGCUAUUUCCAAAGCUAUAGGCUUUGGAUCUGACACUUGGGUUUAUCCCAAUAUUUCACAUCCUGAAUAUGGGCGGCUGGCAAGAAAGUAUAUCUACAGUUUAUAUUGGUCUACACUUACACUAACCACAAUUGGAGAAACUCCCCCACCAGUAAAGGAUUUAGAGUAUCUGUUUGUAGUGUUUGAUUUUCUAGUGGGUGUUCUAAUCUUUGCAACCAUUGUAGGUAAUGUUGGCUCAAUGAUUUCAAACAUGAAUGCAUCCAGAGCAGAGUUCCAGGCUAAAAUUGAUUCAGUUAAACAAUAUAUGCAGUUUCGCAAAGUAACCAGGGACCUGGAGGCUAGAGUAAUUAAGUGGUUUGACUACCUCUGGACUAAUAAAAAAACAGUGGAUGAAAAAGAAGUCCUUAAAAACUUACCUGACAAACUGAAGGCAGAGAUUGCAAUUAAUGUCCAUCUGGACACACUAAAGAAAGUAAGAAUUUUCCAAGACUGUGAAGCUGGACUCCUGGUAGAACUUGUGCUCAAACUGAGGCCACAGGUUUUCAGCCCUGGUGAUUACAUUUGUCGAAAAGGUGACAUUGGACGAGAGAUGUAUAUCAUUAAAGAGGGAAAGCUGGCUGUUGUUGCAGAUGAUGGUGUUACACAGUUUGUGGUCCUUAGUGAUGGCAGUUAUUUUGGAGAAAUUAGUAUCUUAAAUAUAAAAGGAAGCAAGUCAGGCAACAGAAGGACUGCCAACAUCCGAAGCAUAGGAUACUCUGAUCUGUUCUGCUUGUCUAAAGAUGACUUAAUGGAAGCUUUAACAGAGUAUCCAGAUGCAAAGGAAGUGCUAGAAGAAAAAGGUCGUCAGAUCUUGAUGAAAGAUGGAUUAAUCGACGAAGAAGCAGCCAGGGCAGGGGCUGAGCCAAAAGAUGUGGAAGAAAAAGUUGAAAGACUUGAAUCAGCCCUUGAUAAUCUGCAAACAAGAUUUGCCAGACUUUUAGCAGAAUACAAAGCUGCACAGCUAAAACUAAAACAAAGACUUACAAAGCUAGAAUGCAGGGUUACAAAGUAUGGGAGUGAAUAUUUAUCUGAUGGGAUGGACAGCGGUACAGAUGCUGAGACAGCAAAAGAUGGAGACAAGCAGAAACAAUAAAAUCAUAUGGCUGCACUGUGUCUUAAUACUUCAUUUUGAAGUUCCCAUAAAUAUUUUUAUAGCAACAUGAACAAAUGAGCUUUGUAGAUUUCAGCUUUAAUUUUGAUAAUACUUGCAUUUUAUGUAAAUAUACAAUUACACAGUAUACAUUUCUGAGACAGGGAUUAGCCAUGAGAUGUUUUCUAUUUUUGUUAAUUGUCUAUAUUUGUAAAGUGUAGGCUCCUUGUGCAAAGUUAUGUGUAGGUAUGUUUAUGUAACACUAGUAUAGCUGUUAUUAAUCUGUGUUUUUUGUCUCACAUGACAAAUUGUGUGGGCAUCUUUAUUUAGCAGUAAUGUAAUUGCUAUUAGCUUGUGGGUUUUGUCUUAAACUAUGAAUUGUGUAUGUAUAGCUGUUCAAAUAUUUUAGUUACUAAUAUCAAUAUUCUCCACAUUGUAUCCGGAAAAUAAUCCAGAGGAGAUCUCUUGGCAAAAAAUCUGGAUCAAGGUGUGGUCCCUAAAAAAAAAAACAGUUGUAGCUGAGCUAACACUUAAAGUAAAGUAAAUACACAUCUCAAUCAGCUUUUGUUUUACCAGGAGUGCCUUUGUUUCGUUCAAAACCACACUGUCAUAUGAACAAGUGUUUUUUUUGUUACAUCAUCCUACAGUUCAGUUUUAAUUUUUCAGUUUUACAAAUUAUUUUUGAAAUAGAACAUACGACAUUCUUAAUGCACUUUGGAAGUACCUAUAAGGCACUGAACUGUUUGACUAACAAAGCAUAGAUGAUUUCUGUUUGUUCUACAGCUAUUAGGAAAUCUCAGUUACUGCUCAAAAAAAUUCAUGAAACAUUUAGAAUACAGAUAUUUUGUACUAAUAGAGUAGGCAUCUUUUUAGGAAAUGGCAUAUAUUAUAACAUGUAAAGUAAAUGACCAAAGCAAAGUUACUCAUAUUGCACGCCUCUGAACAUCUUACAGUCAAUAUCCCAGAAUGCUACAGUGUGACUGGCUGAUUAUAUUCAGGGCCCUACUGUAUAUUAGUUAAUUGAACUGAUAUAUAUAGCCUGAACUUGUCAACAUUAUGCCCUUUUUUCAUUGCCGAAUGAAUAUGUGUUAU
Molecule: messenger RNA, 3344 nt
Organism: Protopterus annectens (West African lungfish)
Lineage: Eukaryota; Metazoa; Chordata; Ceratodontiformes; Protopteridae
Gene: CNGA3
Product: cyclic nucleotide gated channel subunit alpha 3
Exons: 10
Coding region: 30-2255 (741 amino acids)
Biological process (GO): monoatomic cation transmembrane transport; potassium ion transport
Cellular component (GO): intracellular cyclic nucleotide activated cation channel complex; plasma membrane
Molecular function (GO): voltage-gated potassium channel activity; intracellularly cAMP-activated cation channel activity; protein-containing complex binding
Source: RefSeq, a predicted model, not a curated record